Messenger RNA from Phalacrocorax carbo (great cormorant), 1848 nucleotides. Lineage: Eukaryota; Metazoa; Chordata; Aves; Suliformes; Phalacrocoracidae. The record is from RefSeq and is a predicted model, not a curated record.
CCGGGUCAGAGGUGAGGCUGUGGACGGUGGCCGCCCCUCACCCGGAGCCCGCGGCAGGGACGGCGCGGCGGCGGCGGCCGCUAUCCGCCCGGGUGCGCCCGCCGAGGCGGAGAUCAUGAUGUCCGUGAGGAUUUUUAGAAUACAUCUGCUGAUCUGCUUUCUGGCUCCACUCGUCAUUUCAGCCCUAGCUGAGGAACGUGCAGGAGAGAGUCAGCAUGCAAACAUUCGCCUUGAUAAGAACUUGGUACAAGAUAAAGACCACAUCAUGGAACAUUUGGAAGGUGUUAUCGAGAAACCAGAAUCUGAGAUGUCUCCGCAAGAGUUGCAGCUUCAUUACUUCAAAAUGCAUGAUUACGAUGGCAAUAAUUUGCUAGAUGGGUUAGAGCUUGCUACUGCUAUAUCGCAUGUCCACAAAGAGGAAGGCGGUGAGCAUACCCAGGCAAUGAAAGAAGAAGAACUGAUUAGCCUAAUAGAUGAUGUCUUAAGAGAUGACGAUAAGAACAAUGAUGGAUACAUUGACUAUGCAGAAUUUGCAAAAUCACUGGAAUAAAGUUUUGCAGGGGGCUUGUUUCUCCUUCUAACCACAUGGAAAUGUGAACCAGUAUAAUGUGAUUCAUUACUGUCUCAUAUCACCCUCUGUGCUGUGAGAAGGAGAGGUGUACCAGUUCCAGCUAAAUUUAUUUGGAAGUUGUAUGUGUUAAGAGGCUGGCUAACUCUGAGCAAGGGCCAUGUUUAGUCAAACAUAGCAACACAUUUGAAUCUUGAAGAUUGGAAGCAUCAACAGUACUCACAUAGGGUACAGCUGGCAAACUGUUAAGUAGCUGUUUAGGAAUACUAAAUACAUUGCAUACAAUCUAAAUUUCAGUUUUUCUGUCAUUGGAUUAUACAGUACUUGUUUGCUUACAUCUUCUAUUUAAACUUAAAAAACACCUAGAAAGCAAGAAAAGAUUACUGCAUAUAGUUGUGUUUCAAGGGUAAAUGUCCUUAACUUCCCGUCAAUUGCAAAGGAAAUUUGCAAUUACAAGUGCUUGAAACAGCAAUUUUAGAGGAAAAGUGUUUGAAUGUGGCUUAUGUUUGUGGUCCACAUGAUACCAUAUGGGUUUUAACACAGUCUUUGAAGAAAUUGAGUAUUUUUAAAUAUAUGUACUUCCUAGCACACCCUUACAUUUUACGUAGAAAUAUAUAUACACAUGGUUUUCAAUUUCUUCUAGUUCUUCACAGAUUUUAUAUCUUAAUUUACUGAUUUUUUUUCCUCUACCUUCCAUGGUGUUUUCUUAAGAAAAUGAAAGUAUUUUUGUGACAUUUAUAUGUUGUAUAGCAUUUACAAGAGUAGCUUCUGCUGUCUUGUUUUGAAGGUCACAUUAACAGUAAACCAGCUCAAUAUAAAAGCUUCUGUUCAAUUUGGUUUUCACAGUAUUAGCCAGCAGGAUAAUCUAAGUGAGCAAGUAAUGCUGCCUUGUUAAGGUUUAAGUUCAUAUUCCUUGGCACUUAAAUUGCGGUAUUACUUUCAGGAAGUAUUUCAGAACUAACAGUUUCAAGAUACUUGAGUGUGUGCAAGUUAACGUGGUUCUAGGAAUGUUUUUACUGUCUUGACUCAAUAUGUCAUAAGUCAAGCAGUUUAAAGAUAUUAGAGAAGUGAUGUAUCACUGUGUUAUUGAUGUUUGGUGACUAAAACAUAACUGAAAUCUUAAAUUGUAUUCAAUCAUUAUCCAUUAAUACAGAAUCUAAAUGUUAGUGUAUUUCUGUAAAAUGUAUAAAGAGCUAUUUUCUGUACAAAGUUAUUCUUAUACAAGAAAAACACAUUUGUAAAAGAAAUUAUUUCCUCUGUUUAAAUGUUUGUGCAAUGAA